This is a messenger RNA of Penicillium oxalicum, 1194 nucleotides long. RefSeq lists its product as uncharacterized. NCBI's taxonomy places the organism in Eukaryota, Fungi, Ascomycota, Eurotiomycetes, Eurotiales, Aspergillaceae. The record is from RefSeq and is a predicted model, not a curated record. The transcript is spliced from 4 exons. Bases 1 to 1194 code for a protein of 397 amino acids.
AUGGAUGAACUGUUGCAUACACCGAUUGUUGCCGUCCUCGGUCCACCACCGGCAUCUGUGGACCCGAGGGACAAUCGCACUUGGAAAGAUAAUGCGAUUGUCAUUUCCAUCUCGAUUGUCGCGGUGAUCUGUGUAGCGGUCAGAUUCGUCAUGCGGUUUACUAGCCAAAAUGCAAGGCCGUUCGCAGACGAGUGGCUGGCUGCCGUGAGCUUGAUUCCCAUGCUGGCUCUACUUGCCGCAUCCUUGGUGGCCGGAAAUUACGGGCUGGGUAAGCAUGUCUGGCUUGUCGAAAUCGGUGCGAUGGUCAAGAUGAAAAAGAUUCUCUUCUCCUAUCUUCUCAUCUACAUCUUUGAACUUUUUCUUAUCAAGCUGUGCAUUCUGAGCUUCUAUCGCCGUAUAUUCGGGCGAAGAACCACCAUUUGGAUCUGCCUAUUCUUGACAAUCGGGUGGACCUUGGGAAGCAUGAUCGCACUCUUGACCAGCUGUGAUCCAAUUUCGUAUUUCUGGACUUCCACUUACGAUCUUGACGCCGGACACUUCCGAUACAGCUUCUAUGACUAUUACAUUGGAAACGCCGCUGCCAACGUUGUCAUCGAUCUCUUGAUUCUUCUCAUCCCGAUUCCGGUAUUCUGGAAUCUCCACAUGAGAAUCACGCAGAAAUUGAUGAUUACCAGUCUCUUCUUCAUUGGAGUAUUUGUGUGUGUUGCCAGUAUCGUACGACUUCAUUACCUGACGUUCCUCAAGAACACCGUCGACAUCACUUGGUACAUGAGCGACGUCUACGUCUGGUCCACAGUAGAACCCUGCCUAGGCAUCAUCUGCGCCUGCCUACCGGCCCUUCAACCCCUGGUCCAGUCAUUCAUGAAAGCCGAACAUCUCCUCUACUGGCGCAACCGAGUACGACACAGUAAACAGAUGAACCACAUCAACCAAUUCCGAUCGCGCAUCAGUAACAACAGCGGCGGCACCAGUAGCGGAAGCUUGACUCGCAGUCGCAGUCAAAUGAGCGACACCCUUGACGACAAACCCGAAUUGGGAUUUCGCUCCCACGACGAUGAACUACGCCUCACAUCGUGCGUGGCUCAAGCCGAGUCGGAUCGCUGUCGGAAGGAAAGGGAGAAUCUAGAGGAGUUUUUGGGACCGAUGUUUAUUCGGGUGGAGCAUGAAGUCGAAUGGACUGUUGAUCGGUCAUGA